Acyrthosiphon pisum (pea aphid) is the source of this 667-nucleotide messenger RNA. RefSeq lists its product as uncharacterized. The coding region runs from base 4 to 579 and encodes 191 amino acids. NCBI's taxonomy places the organism in Eukaryota, Metazoa, Arthropoda, Insecta, Hemiptera, Aphididae. The record is from RefSeq and is a predicted model, not a curated record. The transcript is spliced from 6 exons.
AUUAUGAGUAGAAAGCUCAGUGGUUGUGCUUACCGAAAAUUGAGUAAAAUUAAAAAAGAUAGUAUAAAAAAAAGUAUGAAAAAUAAUAUCAAACUUGGUGUAAUGUUCCAAGGAGUACAACAAAUAGGCACCGUUCAUACCGUUCAUACUGUUUACAGUGAAAUCAUCGAUAAUAUUGGGCGUUCAAGCAAUAAUGAAUUGCAUGAUAGAAAUGAAUGUUUUGAAUCUCAAACUACUAAUGAAGUGAACAUUUUACAUACACCCAGUUCUUCAGAUAUGCCAGAUGAUGAUCCUGCUUUAUGGAUAUUAAAUGAGGUGACCAGAGAUUUUAUUUACAGAAACGGAUUUAAACAGAACUUGGAUUGUGAUUUCUCACAAUCUAAGACACAAUACCAGUUUAUACGUCAAGGAAAAUUUAGACCUCAUAAUAGGUACCUCAGUAAAGAUUUAUUUAAAACAACGUUAAUUAAUGGUAAAACAUGCCAAAGACACUAUCUUAGUUAUUCAACUGGAAACAUCCAAAUAAAAUCAAUACUCAUGAAAAUUCAACCAUGCAUAAAACUUGCACAUUUAAAAUGAAGCAUCGUUCAUCAGAUUUUGGAAGAGUAGACUCACAACUUACACAUAAACUUCAAGCUGAGACUGAUUAUUGGGUCAAUGUGCUCAA